AACCAACAAAGAUCAAUAUUUUGAUGAAUUUAUUGUUUCUUAAAGAAAUCUGCAAUUGUAGUUUGCUUGCUUGUACAUUUCACAUAUAGUUCGUCAUGUUCACCUGACAAUCGAUAAAAAUACCUGGUGAUGUGAUCAUCGCGGAUGUCUACUUCCGGACGAAAUGGCUGUUUAAAACAGGACAAUACAACGACUCGGGGCAGAUUUUUGUGGCCGUGGACCGUUAGACAGGAGUGAGUCGCUCUCAGUGUAGGGCACACACAGGGAAGAGGACUUCUCACAGUGGGGUACAUGUAUUCAACCUAAGACUUUUGAAUUCCAAUAAGUAAAGAACUACCGCAAGACCAAAAUUGAGCAACAUGACAGCAUCACUGCGAUGUCCGUUUCUGAGUCGUAUACCAGUGAACCAGGUAAAAAAGGCAGCACCCCAGUUGAUGUCGUAUGCAGAGCGAUGUCCCAUUAUGGCCCAUGCCUUCCGAUACAUGAGUCUCCUUCCCAGAGAGACAGCUGAACCAGAGGCCAAUCCAGCCAGCAGGUGUCCAUUUAUGGCUAAAAACAACUUGAUCAUCGAGGGCAACAUCUCCACAAUUCUGCAAAAAGAUUUCUUGCAUGAUAAAGAUUCUGUUGACGACGUGAUCGACUCCACAAAGGAAGAAGUGAUGUCGGAGGCAGACAAUAUCACUGACUUGCCUUCAUCCAAUCAGAGUCUUUUUGAGAAGGAAGGAAUUAAAGAAACAAGGCCAGUUUAUUUGGAGAGAAAUAUAUGUAGUCCAGCCAAAACAGGUUCCAACCCUCCAAGUUAUCCAUCUGGCCUGCAUGUAGAGAGAGCCUUACAGGAAAUGAAGCGCUCCUUGAAUAGAACUCAAGGAGAGGACCCAAUAGAGUCCAUUCCUUUGUUCAACUAUGAAAGUUUCUUUGAGGAAGAAAUCCAGAAGAAAAAGAGGGACCAUUCAUAUCGUAUCUUCAAAAAUGUGAUGAGGAAAGGAAGGAAGUUUCCAUACGCAGAAGAACACUCAGGGAAAAAGAAGGACAUUACUGUUUGGUGUAGUAAUGACUAUCUUGGCAUGAGCUGGCAUCCAAAGGUCACAAAGGCUGUUGAACAUGCUGUCAAUCAGUAUGGUGCUGGGGCUGGUGGGACAAGGAACAUCUCUGGAAAUUCUCCUCUGCAUGAAGAACUUGAAGUAGAGCUGGCCUCUCUCCACCGAAAGGAAGCUGCACUUGUCUUUACAUCCUGUUAUGUGGCUAAUGACUCGACCUUGUACACUCUAGGGAAAACUCUACCAGGUGUCCAUAUAUUCUCUGAUGCUGGGAACCAUGCCUCCAUGAUUCAGGGUAUAAGGAAUAGUGGAGCACCCAAACAUAUUUUCCGUCACAAUGAUCCAGAGCACCUGGAGUAUCUCCUCAAACAAGUGGAUAUAUGUGUGCCCAAGUUAGUUGCCUUUGAAACUGUACAUUCCAUGGAUGGUGCUGUGUGUCCCCUGUCUGAGCUUUGUGAUGUGGCCCACAAGUAUGGAGCUAUAACAUUUGUAGAUGAGGUGCAUGCUGUCGGUUUGUAUGGACCUCAUGGUGCUGGAGUGGCUGAGCGAGACGGCUGUAUGGACAAGCUGGAUAUAGUCUCUGGUACACUAGGAAAAGCCUUCGGGAAUGUUGGGGGAUAUAUCGCUGCAUCUUCCAAUACAAUAGACAUGAUACGGAGUUAUGCCUCAGGGUUCAUUUUCACCACCUCACUGCCCCCCACCACCCUGGCUGGAAGCCUGGCAUCAGUCAAGAUUCUCCGAAGUGAUGAAGGGAGACAACUGAGACAUGUCCAUCAACAAAAAGUGCAAUAUCUACGAGAGAAACUGAAGGAAAAGGGCAUUCCAGCUUUACAUUGCCCCAGUCACAUAAUACCUGUCCAUGUUGGAGAUGCUGCCUUGUGUACAAAGCUGUCCAAUGAUCUCCUAAACAUACACAACAUCUAUGUCCAGGCCAUCAACUUCCCUACUGUAGAACGGGGUAUGGAACGCCUCCGUAUCGCUCCUACUCCCCACCAUACACAGGAAAUGCUCGACAACCUGGUCGACUCACUUGUCCAGGUGUGGGAGGAUAAUGGCCUUGACCUCUUCACUCAAGCAUGUCCUGAUGAAUGCGAGUUCUGUCGCAAACCCCUGAAGUUUGAAGCAUUGUCUGCACGCGAGAAGAUCUGUAACAGAUCCAACUGUACCUAUGCCUCCCUGCAGGUGUCUCUGGCCUGUGCAUAAGACUUAACACAAAUUUGGAUGUAGAAGAAAUUUCUCUUUCUUUAUAAUUUUUCUGCUGAAUAAAUCAUCAGAUGAAUAUUAAUGUAACAGCAGGGUCAUAGAUUAUCAAAUGAUUUUAAUGAACAGGAACACACAUCGGGUCAUAAGCUUUUAAUCACUGGACUAAUACUGCUGGUUACUAGGGCUACCUCCGACAUCACUCACAAUUUUACUAUUAAUCUGAUUUGCUUGAUUGGUGCUAGACUGGCAAUAUGCUAAGUUUUAUCACUCUCUUUUGUGUAUAUACUGAAUAUAUGUUUAACAACUGUAUAUUCUUGAUUUGCAAUCAUAUAUUCUAGCAAAAUAAUGCAAAAUGAAAAUGUUGAUUAAAUAGAAGUGAUUAAUUGUAACUCUUAAUCAUAUCUUAUCUCCAAAUUAGCCAAUCUUAGUCUAUCAUAGACUUCAGGACCUUAGCCAAUCUUAGUCUAUCAUAGACUUCAGGACCUUAGCCAAUCUUAGUCUAUCAUAGACUUCAGGACCUUAGCCAAUCUUAGUCUAUCAUAGACUUCAGGACCUUAGCCAAUCUUAGUCUAACAUAGACUUCAGGACCUUAGUCCAUCAUAGACAUUGAUGUCAGUCCAAGAUAAGAUGAAUCCAAACUUGUGAUAGGUGUACACAUUAUUUUUUACUAGGUGUUUAUUUUACAUGUGAUAUUUCAGAUUUCUAUUUUUAAAAGAGCUGUAUUAUUUUGUAUUAGUUUUCAGUGGUUUGUUGUUUUACUUGAAUCAAUCCAUUUUAAUGAACAAUAUUCUUUUCCUAUAUUCAAGAGAACUAGAGCUUCGCUUUGAACCUUAUCAUGAAUGUUUAGGAAUAUCAGCUACAGACAAACCCAUCCAUGACUUAGCCUUGCUGUUACAUAAAAUGUCAAAGGACACGGUAGUGUCGAGUGGCUGCCAUCAUGCUAUGAAUAUAAAGCUUCAGUAUGUGGUAUAUGGUAUAUGUUAUAAUGCUUCCUGCUUUUUUUGUGGUAUUUUACUUUAACCAAUUAUCUAUUACAAGCUUGCAAUUAUGGAAGUAAUGAAGAAGUGCAUCAAGUGUAUAAAGAAAAACGUGUUCAUGUAUACUUCUUUAUGCUUUAUAAGUCAGAUUUAUUUUAAAACUCACUUAAACAGAUUAUCUGCUUUGAUGCUUAUAGUUAUGACAUGUCUUUUGUAAAAAUUUGAUAUGCUAAUAUCCUUGAAAUAUAUAGAUAGCAUGCUGUUACAAUUCUAUGAAAUAUCCAUAACAAGUUUAUAGGAGAUGAUAUAUUUAUAGCAUGCUGAUACAAUCUAUAAACCAGUUUAUAGGAGAUGAUAUAUUUAUAGCAUGCUGACACAAUCUAUAAACAAGUUUAUAGGAGAUGAUAUAUUUAUAGCAUGCUGAUACAAGUCUAUAUACAUGUUACGAUCUGAAGAAUUAUAUCUGACUAUCGGAGAACUUGUAAGCAUAUGUAUACCUGUUAAAGUGUUAGGGAUGUUACUUGUUACCCGGUAAUAGAUGUUAGUGUUAAAACUGUAGUCAAUAUUUUAAACAGAAGUGAUGUUAUUCAUAUUUUACAGUUGCAUGGCUAUGGGAAUGGUAUCAUUUUAUUUCAUUGUCUUCUUUUCCGGUAGGUUAUGUGUAUCAUAUUGUGUUUUUGAAGUAGUCGUUAAGGUGCUUGUCAAAUCAUGCAAGGUUCCAGCCUGCAACAUGACCUUCAUUAGAUGUUGAUCUGAAUGCUUGCCAACAUAUGUUUGAUCUCAGUAAAUCAAGAUCGACAUACUGUGAGAGUUUAAUGUCCCCAAUAUAAUUGAUAAUUGGAAACUUUAAGAAAUGGGUGACAGUAAAGCAAUGCGAGAUAAGAUGCCACCACUAGGAGUAGAACUGUGUCGUUGUUUCUGUAGAUAAGUUCUGUAGAUAAGAUCACUGCCUUCACUAGGACUUGAUGGUACUGUGUCGCUGUUGGCCUAAGUAAGACGGCUGUGUUGCUGUCGGCCUAAAUAAGAUGGCUGUGUUGCUGUCGGCCUAAAUAAGACGGCCGUGUCGCUGUCGGCCUAAUAAAGAUGGCUGUGUUGCUGUCUGCCUAAUUAAGAUGGCUGCCUUCACUAGGACUUGAUGGUACUGUGUCGCUGUCGGCCUAAAUAAGAUGGCUGUGUCGCUGUCGGCCUAAAUAAGAUGGCUGUGUUGCUGUCUGCCUAAUUAAGAUGGCUGCCUUCACUAGGACUAAAUGGCACUGUAUUUCCUCUAACCUAGAUAAGUUCUCUGCCAUCACUAACUAUGGUUACCCAGUACUUUAUAUAAUAAUAGUAGUUAUAAGAUAAAAGUAUAUAUAGUACAACAUUUCAUUAUUGAGGAGUUGUAAAUCUUCCUAAUUCAUGUUAAUCAUAUAGUAAAUAUACUUAUUUCCAGCAAAUAGUUGUUUAUUUGUUAUGUUAAUAAUGCUUAAUUGAUGGCAUGGUUUGUUUGCCAAGACAGCUGUUUUGUUAAUGAAACCACAUUAAUUCAUCCUUAUGUUUGUCAAAAUUUUGUCAAAAAUUUCAAUGAAAAUGAAAAGUUUUAGAAAUAUAAAGAUGAAAAAAACAAUCUAUUCCACAGCAUUUUGUUUCUUCAUUAGUAAGACAAAUCUAAAUUAAAGAAAUACUUUAAAAUGAUUUCAAGAUUAAAUGAAAGAACGGUUAUCAAUUUUGGUCUGUUUGUCUUGGUCAUUUUGUUCCUUAAUAAUUCCAUCUAGCCAUAUCCAGCUAUAAGUCCCUGCAUAUAAUAAACACACCCAUAUGUAUUCUGUUCAGUAGUAUUACCAACAAAAGGUUUAUCAUUGUCCUGUAAUAACCCUGAAUCUUAGUCGGAAGUUUUGUCUUGACCUUCUGGGUAAUACAAGUACAAUGUACAUAUAUGUAUACAUAUAUUAAAGAUCCAGUAAUUAACAUUUUAAAGGUGCCUAUAACAUAUCUAAUUAAUCAGUUUUAAUUUAAAUUUGAUCUGGGGUGCAUUGUGUUAUUUACUCACACAUACAACAUUCAGGAAAAUGAUGCAAUACAAUAUUCACAAAGAAAAAAUAUCAAUAUUUAUCCAAAUUUAUUUUGUCAGAAAUAAAAUGACCAAGAUGAAA
Molecule: messenger RNA, 5346 nt
Organism: Pecten maximus
Lineage: Eukaryota; Metazoa; Mollusca; Bivalvia; Pectinida; Pectinidae
Product: 5-aminolevulinate synthase, erythroid-specific, mitochondrial-like
Exons: 13
Coding region: 360-2240 (626 amino acids)
Biological process (GO): hemoglobin biosynthetic process; erythrocyte development; heme biosynthetic process
Cellular component (GO): mitochondrion; mitochondrial matrix
Molecular function (GO): 5-aminolevulinate synthase activity; pyridoxal phosphate binding
Source: RefSeq, a predicted model, not a curated record